Messenger RNA from Geodia barretti, 1650 nucleotides. Lineage: Eukaryota; Metazoa; Porifera; Demospongiae; Tetractinellida; Geodiidae. The record is from the annotation of a GenBank genome assembly.
GCUUGUAUUCUCAGCAAUUUCUGCCAAAAUGGCUGCUUCAGCAGGGGGUGCAGGAGCGAGAGCCGUGAACGGCGAGGGCCUAAAGAGUGGGCAGAAGGCCACGAGCGUCUCCGUGGACGACUCGGAGACGUGGGUGGAGGCCAAGCGCUACACGGUGUACAAGGUGGUGGUUCGGAAAGCCGACAAGGCCUACUUUGUAUUCAGGAGGUACAAUGAGUUCCACGAACUCCACGAAAAGCUCAAGAAAAGGUUCCCAGAGAAUGGGCUCAAGUUGCCAGGGAAACGGAUCCUCGGCAACAACUUUGACCCCGACUUCAUCAGACAGCGAAAGACAGGUCUCCACGACUUCAUCGGGAGAGUCAUGAAGAUUCCUGGAGCUCUAGAUUUCCCUCCAGUGAGGGAGUUCCUGUCAUUAGACGACACACGAGCUGCCCUCCCUAUCUAUGACCAGGAGCCGAUUGACGAACCGGUGGAGCCCUGGGCCGGGGGAGGAGCCGGCGAGGGUCACAUGGACUUGGGAGACACGGAGAAAGAGACUGCCAUAAUCACCGACUUCAACCUCCUCAAGGUCAUCGGGAAAGGCAGCUUUGGAAAGGUCUAUUGGCGAGACACAAGCAGACGGAGCAGUGCUACGCCAUCAAGGUUCUGCAGAAGAAUGCCAUCGUCCGCCGCAACGAAGUCAAGCACAUCAUGGCCGAAAGGAACGUCCUCCUGCAGAACGUGACUCACCCGUUCCUGGUGGGGCUCCACUACUCCUUCCAGACCAGCUCCAAACUCUACUUUGUCCUGGACUACGUCAAUGGAGGAGAACUCUUCUUCCACCUCCAGAGAGAGAGGGUGUUUGAGGAGCCCCGGGCCAGGUUCUAUGCGGCAGAGAUCACAUCGGCUCUGGGCUACCUCCACAACCUGAACAUAGUCUACAGGGACCUGAAGCCGGAGAACAUACUGCUGGAUGCACAGGGACACAUCAUCCUCACCGACUUUGGCCUCUGCAAAGAGAACAUUAGUCACGGUGACACGACCACCACAUUCUGUGGUACCCCGGAGUACCUCGCCCCCGAGGUGCUCAAGAAACAAGACUACGGCCGACCGGUCGACUGGUGGUGUCUGGGUGUGGUCACCUACGAGAUGAUGUACGGACUCCCUCCCUUCUACAGCCGCGACGUCGCCGAAAUGUACGACAACAUCCUCCACAAGCCACUCAGACUCCGCCCACAUAUAUCCCCGUCCGCUCGGAACCUUCUGGAAGGUCUGCUGAAGAAGGACAAGACGCAGCGACUCGGCUCCGAGCAGGGGGACUACCACAUCAUCAUGGCCCACCCGUUCUUCCGUGCCAUCAACUGGGACCUUCUCCACAAGAAGAAACUGCAGCCUCCGUUUAACCCCAACGUGAGGGACGACCUCGACCUCCGACACUUUGACCCCGAGUUCACCAGGGAGGCGGUGUCCGACACGCCCUCUCCAGCCCAAGUCCUCGGGCAGAGUCCUGGUGAGCGUCACAGACGAUACGUUUGCCGGAUUUUCAUACGUUCCUCCACCGGUUCUGGACGAUUUUUAGUGAAUGCAUAGUAUGUGUGUGUUUAUAUGUGUGUGCUUGUGUGUGGUUUAUAUCAGGCGUUUUAUAUUAUUUUUUCAAUAUUACUGUGUGUA